AUGGGGACGCUCCCGGCCAAGGCGAGGCCCAAGGCGGACAAGGACGGCUGGGUGGAUCAGCCACGUGGGCGCCGUGCCCAAUGGCAGGCCCGCAGCGCGGCAUCGCGGGCGGCCUCCACCAAGUCGCAGACCUCGGCGUCGGCGGCGAGUGGGACGCCCAGCGGCGGAGGCGCCACGGCGAUCGAGAGGCUCCAGGCGGCAGUCGAGCAGCUCGAGGCGCUGCAGGCCGAGCCCCCCGACAGAGUCGACGGCUGCUUCACCGACGCCGUGGUCAGGCAGCUGGAGGCGAAGCGGGCCGAGUUGGUCAAGACCAAAAAGCAGCAGCGGGAGGCGAACGCCAUCAGCAAGGGCGAGAAGCGGCUCCGGGCAGCCCGCCAAGAGCUUGUGCAGAAGCAGGAGGCGCGCGACAUCGUCGAGGCCCAGCUCCAGAAGGCCCAGGAGGAGCUCGCAAAGCUCGACGCGCAGGUGGAGGAGGCGAGCCGUGCGCUCCAGGUGCUCGAGGAGGCAGCCCGCGAGGAGGCUGAGGCGCAGCGCCGCCAGCGUGCGGCUGAGUGGACAGGAGCCAGCCAGGUGCCAGGGCUCCUCAUGCAGCUGGAGAAGUUGCCAGAGGCGUGGAGCUCCAGCAACUUCGAGGUGGCAUGGGCAGCCAUUCGCGCACAGAUGGAGGCAGUGCGGGCGCAGCUCGAGGGAGCCCCAGCGGCCCCCACGCGUGCGCCGUGGGCCGAGUCCUGCCCCAUGGAGGAGAUCAGCAGCGACGAUGGCGAGCUCGCGGACGGCGGCGACCCCUGGCAGCCCCAGCCAGCCGCCGAGCGAGGCCAAGCCGAGCGGCACGGCGAGGCGCUGGGCGAGUGGCCGACGGUGGCCCAGGCAUGCAAGCGGGAGCUGUCGGAGAGGUGCAUGCAGGACCAGAGAGUGCCUAGCGAGGCCAGUGCGGCGGGCCUGCGCCUGCACGAGAGCGGCGCCGAGGGCGUCGGGAGCGACCUGGUAGGCCGCCGCGGCAUGGGCGUCCUCGGCAAGCCCAGGGGCCAGGAGAGCGCUGCAAGGCCCAGGUGGGACCUCAUCCUUCUGGGCGCCGAGGAGAACGUAGUUGGGGCCAUCGAGUUCGGCCCUAGCGAGUGGGGCGACCGCGACCGCAGUGACCAAGCUGGCGUACAUGGUGACCCCGAGGCUACUGCAGUGCUGCAGCGGCGUCUCGCGAGCUCCCUGAAGCGAGAUGGCGGCAAGAGUUCGGCCUCCUGCAGGAUUUGGGCCAAGCAUGCCGUGCAGAAGGGCGACAGGCUCGCCCGCAGGGUCGCCAAGGCUGUGCCGCCCCUGCCAGUGGUGAAUCCAGAGGCUAGGUGGCCCUUGGCAGGCGCGAUGGCAUUUGAGCAGCUGGAGGCCAACUGGCAGGCCAUGUGGCAGCAGGAGGGCCUCAGGGCUGGAGCUGGAGUCGUCAGCUGGGACGUCCGAGGCUCAACGCUGCCGCCCCUCAACCUGGAGAUGCUGCAGGCGGUCCGCAAGCGUCACUCGCUGGCGGCGAGCCUGGACGCUGACCAGCUCCACCCACGGCAGCUGCUGCCGCCCCCCUCGGCCCUGCGCCUGCGCGGCCUGGCCCUCCCGGAGGCCCACGAGGAGCAGCCCAUGGCCCUCGAGGCCGCAGCAGGCCUGCACCGCGCCUCGCCCGUCUACGAUGGGGAGCGGACCCAGUGGGGCGGCGACUGGCGCCUCAUGCCAGAGCGGUGCAUGGCCAUGGACCUCAGCGACGCGCUCGGGCCCGUGUUCCUCGAGCCGCAGGCGCAGCCCGCGGCGGCAUCGGAGGCCCAGCAGGCUGGAGAAGCCCUCGGCGGCGGAGCUCCAGCCGCGCGGCCCCACCUGGAGGACAGCCGCUCGACGGG
Messenger RNA from Prorocentrum cordatum, 1874 nucleotides. Lineage: Eukaryota; Dinophyceae; Prorocentrales; Prorocentraceae. The record is from the annotation of a GenBank genome assembly.